Messenger RNA from Aphanomyces invadans, 542 nucleotides. RefSeq lists its product as hypothetical. The transcript has a single exon. The record is from RefSeq and is a predicted model, not a curated record. Bases 6 to 431 code for a protein of 141 amino acids. NCBI's taxonomy places the organism in Eukaryota, Oomycota, Saprolegniomycetes, Saprolegniales, Verrucalvaceae.
GCUCCAUGAAAGCCACGUCGCUCGUACUCGCGGCUGCCUGCAUCGCCCGCACCAUGGCCAGCCUCCCCACUGACACCGCCCGUCGCCCCCAUGACUUGAACGGCACCGACUUGCCCCACGACAGCAGGCCGUUCUUUCGCAAUGACACUGUUGGCAACUCGACAGUCGGCCGCGACGGACCCUUCGAUCGUCCAUGCAACGGGACGAAAGGCAACCACUCGAAUAAUCCUGACGGAGACGUGUUGCCGCGUCGAGAUCACAGCGACAAGCCACCCCAUGGAGUCGCGGACCCGAAUGGCACUCUGGUGCCUAGUACGACUGGCGCUGCCAUGGACACCUCGAUGGCGGAUGCCCAAGUGGCCAUUUCCGGGUCGACCAGUGUCGUUGCGUCGGUUCUCUGGACUGUGAUUAUCCCCGUUCUCGUGUCGUAGCUGAAGGGCUGCUCCGCUCCAUUCUCUCGUACGUGCGAAGGACGAUUUUCUAGGAAGAGCUUCGUUCGAAAGUUCUGUUGCAGUAAAUAAUAAUCCCUUCGAAGUCGGUCG